AUAAAGAUCAGUGUCAGACAGGGAUAAGGAAAAAUAAUGUAGAGAGUCAGUGAAAAAAAUCAUUUAAAAAAACAGUUUUAAGCUCAUCUCUGAAAAUGAGUAAAGGAUUACAUACAGCUGCCAUGGCGGUCCGUGACUUCAUAAAGGAUUAUUUUAACGGUUUCUGGGACUAUGAGACCCCUAAGAUGAUGGUGAUUAAAAACAAACCCCUUGGAGUUAUUUACAGAGCUGUACAGUUUCUAGUGAUCACCUAUUUCAUCUGGUAUGUUUUUAUCAGUCAAAAAGCAUAUCAGGAAAGUGAAACCCAUCCAGAGAGCUCUGUUUACACUACUAUGAGGGGCAAAGCAGUGCAUGGGGACGACGUCCUGGACAACGUGGAGUACGCUCAUCCCCCUGAGGGAGUUGAUGUAAUCAGUACAAUACUAAGAAGGGAAUUCACUUAUGAUCAGAAGCAAGGCACCUGCCCUGAGCACUUUAGUGUUGAUAAUGCCAACUGCACAACAGAUGCUGACUGUUUGCCAGGCUUACCAAACUUUGACAGCCAUGGCAUACGGACUGGAAGAUGUGUUCAGUACCACAACUACACUUUCAAAACCUGUGAAAUCAUGGCUUGGUGUCCUAUUGAGGAGUAUGCUGUAGUGCGAGAACCACCUUUAGUGGAGGCUAUUAAUUUCACAGUUUUCAUCAGGAACUCCAUCCACUUUCCCAAAUUUAAAGUGUUGAGGGUCAAUGUACAAAGUCCUCCAGGGAUGAAAACAAAAAAGUACCUCAAGAGGUGUCAUUAUCAUAAGGAGAAGGCACCUUACUGCCCAAUCUUUCGCUUGGGUUACAUUGCAAAUGAAGCGAGGGAGAAUUUCACUGAGCUCUGCAGUACUGGAGGAGUGAUUGGCGUUUUCAUCAACUGGGAUUGUAACCUAGAUCUGGAUCCCUCACACUGUAAACCUACUUACACAUUCCGCCGUCUUGACCUCCGAAAGGAUCUGGCUGACUCUGGUUACUAUUACAGGUUUGCCAAAUAUUAUGAUAAGAACGGUGUGGAAUCUCGGACCCUCAUUAAGGCUUUUGGCAUCCGCCUUGACAUCAUAGUUCAUGGGCAGGCUGGAAAAUUUAGUGUCGUUCCAACCAUCAUCAGCACAGUUACAGCUCUCACCUCUGUUGGGAUUUGCAGUAUUAUCUGUGACUGGAUCAUGCUUACAUUUAUUGACAAGGAUGAGGUCUACAGUGAGAGGAAGUUUGAUGAAAUAAGCAAAGAGGUGGUCAAGGAACCCACGGACACCAUCUUCACCGAGUUCAGCUUCAUCAGCAGCUAUGGCUCCAACCACUCAGACCUAUCAGACGGCGUCCCGCUCUGAGGUGUCCCAGUGGCUUAGACUGCCUUCCUUCACCCUGAUGAUGGCAAUAGCAGCAUCCCGGUUUAAUUUCUUAAGUGUCUGCAGCAGCUCAGUGAUGGAGCCAUAAAGCACUUCAGCAAAAGUAUUUACACACUUCGAAAACUUUUCACAUUUGUCACAUUACAACCACAAACUUGCUUAUUUCAUAAAUAGAACAGCUCAGACUUACUUGAAGUAUAUGAAUAUUACAUUUCCUUUAAGACAUCAGAUUUUAAGCCUUGUCACAGAUUCUGAAUUGACUUUAGUUCUGGAUUUAUGCGGAGCCAUUCCAGGAAGAAAAAAAAGGUUGUUAAUAGUAACACUUCUGCAGUGAGGAUUGUGUGGUCAGGGUGAGGUGUUGUGUUAGUUUCCCACCAAACGGCAUAUUUUGCAUCUUAUCCAGAACCUUUUGAACUCCUCUGACCAGAGCAUGUUUUUGCAUUUAUUUUUGCUGUAUCUACUACUGUACAUGGCUUGUGGUAACCUGCGGUGUCCUGAAUACUUUGUUAGAUUGAACAGUCCUUCUUUACAAUCUACAAUGGAAUUCUAUUACACACAACUGGAUUAUAUCUGCUUAUUCUGUAAAUUCUUUAGGGAAUCGGAUGUUUGGAUUUCAUUUAGGGGUACUAUAAGUUAUGGGGGCCAGAAUUACACAUACUUAACCAGUGGAUCCCAAGCUUUACUUGUUGGAGCCCCCUUUAGUUCACAAGAAAGUUGCAAUGAAAUAGCUAAAAAUUUCUUUAAAAUCUAUUAAAGCGUAAUUAUUUCACUUCUGUUUAUUUUAAUUUGUAUGAAAGUUUAACAUUGCUUUUUUGUUUGUUUAAUGCAUCAUUUUCCUUUCACUUCACAGUUUAAAUCCUUUUUAAACACCAUCUAAAUCCCUGAUAAUUACAUUAGACUUUCUGGUUGUAAUGUGACAAACUGUUAAAAUGUUUAGAGGUGUAUCAAAACUUUUGUAUGGUCCUGCAUUUGAGUGGGACGAACUAAGAGAGGAGGACCACCUCCUGAUAGUCUGACUGAUAUAUCACCACUGUGGUUCUCAAUUAAACUGCUUCAACAGGUUUUCUUCACAGAUCAUCUUAAUCCUUGUUGGACUUUGGUCUGUUCACCACCAGAAUGAAACCUGCUUUCGCUAACCUUUAGAAAACAAGUAUACUUGCAUAUAGUUUCCUCAGAUAAAAAGAACAUAUUCAGAGUAGAAGAAUGGGGUAGAAACAAUUCAUAAACCAUUAAAACUCUUCUCAUGUAUCUCAAACAUCAGUUUCAUUAAUUAAUAAA
This is a messenger RNA of Cyprinodon variegatus (sheepshead minnow), 2648 nucleotides long. RefSeq names its product purinergic receptor P2X, ligand gated ion channel, 2 (gene p2rx2). The coding region runs from base 96 to 1352 and encodes 418 amino acids. Lineage: Eukaryota; Metazoa; Chordata; Actinopteri; Cyprinodontiformes; Cyprinodontidae. Gene Ontology annotation, cellular component: nuclear inner membrane; plasma membrane. Gene Ontology annotation, biological process: response to ATP; monoatomic cation transmembrane transport. Gene Ontology annotation, molecular function: ATP binding; purinergic nucleotide receptor activity; extracellularly ATP-gated monoatomic cation channel activity. The record is from RefSeq and is a predicted model, not a curated record. The transcript is spliced from 12 exons.